AUGUCUGAACAAACAAUUAAUAUAACGCAAUUACUUCAUACAUUUCAAUUAUUUGAUAAAAAUAAAGAUGGUUGUAUCAGUUCACUUGAGCUUCGAUCAGCAUGUCAACAAUUACAAAUGCCAAUUGAUGAAAAACGAAUGAAAGAUUUAUUUGUAAAUCGUGAACAUAUAACAUUUGAUGAAUUUUGUCGUAUAAUGCAAGAUUUUGGUCAUCAUGCACAUGAUGCUUAUUUAAAUGAAACAUUUCGUGCAUUUGAUAGAAAUUCUGAUGGAUUUAUAACGGCAAAAGAAAUAAAAAAAACUAUGAAAAAUCUUGGCGAACCAUUAACUGAUAAACAAGCAAAAGAUAUGCUUAAAACCGCAGAUGCAAAUGGUGAUGGAAAAUUAUCUCUUGAAGAAUUUCGUACUUUAUUCAAUCAAAUUACUCAACAUGCAUCAACUCCACCAAUAUCCCCAUCAUCUUCAUUACCAAAUACUCCAAAUAGAGGACGAUUUUCAAAUCCAUUUCGACCACAAACUGAAUAA
This is a messenger RNA of Adineta steineri, 525 nucleotides long. The record is from the annotation of a GenBank genome assembly. NCBI's taxonomy places the organism in Eukaryota, Metazoa, Rotifera, Eurotatoria, Adinetida, Adinetidae.